AUGCAACGAGUUAAUCUACUAAAGAAUAAAAAGAAGAAUAAGAUACACACAUUAGAACAGAAACGUUUCACCUUCACCUUCCAGAAUACACCCCUGAAUAGAACUAUAGAACAGGCAGUUAGACGUAAUUGGCACAUAAUAGAAAGUGAUGCAGAACUGAAAGAAGUAGCUAGUAAAAAACCAUUGAUUUCAUACAGAAAGAACAAAACUAUAGGAGACAUUUUGAAAAAACAACUUACAUAUUAUUUAAGGAAGGUCAGGAUGACUCUGGACACUGGAAAUGAGAUAUACUUCGAUGUGAAUGGUGAUUUACCUUAUAUCUAUCGAAUUGUGAACUGGCAAAUGAAUCCAGAUGAUACUGUGAUACAAGUUAAAAUUGGCACCUUUAGCACUUCAGAACCUCCAAAUAAAGCCCUGAUCCUUAACUCAAGUCUAAUCUCAUGGCCAACUGGAAGUCAACAACAGGAUUCCCCUAUCCCACCUAGUAUGCUUGACUCCUUUAUUACAGUCAUUCCCAAACCUUGGAAGGACCCAGCAGACUGUGCCAGUUAUGGUCCAAUUUCUUUAUUGAACUUGGACCUGAAACUGUUCACUAAAAUUUUGGUGGAUUGGCUCAGCAUAUUGAUUCCGCGCCUUAUUGAUAAGGAUCAGGUCCCACGUUCUGUCUGUAGCAAGAAUUGUCCUCUUGGAUUUAGGAAGGCAGCUAUUCAGGGACAACCUAUCUGCUGCUUUGAGUGUGUUUCGUGUCUACAAGGAGAGAUCUCUAAUCAGACAGAUUCCAUUACCUGCUACAGGUGUCUAUGGGACCAGUGGCCAAAUCAUGAAAAGUCCAGCUGUCUCUCUAAACCCAUUGAGUUUCUGUCUUAUGAAGAUGUGUUAGGAGCCAUCUUAGCUGCAUCCAGCUUGAUUUCUGCUGUUAUUCCUCUUCUUAUUUUGAGGCUUUUUAUUAAACAUAGAAAUACCCCUAUUGUAAAAGCCAGCAAUUAUUCUCUAAGUUGUCUUUUGAUGGUGUCCAUAGGCCUCUGCUUCUUCUGUUCCUUAGGGUUUAUUGGUUACCCAGAAAUUAACAAAUGUCUCCUGCGUCAGGUGACCUUUGGUCUGGUCUUCACUCUCUGUGUUGCUUGCAUUUUGGCCAAGACAAUCAUGGUUGUUUUAGCAUUUAUGGCCACCAAACCAGGAAGCAGUCUGAGAAAAUGGACCACAUUCAGGGUCUCCUAUACGAUUAUUUUCAUCUGUUGUCUGUUACAGUUCAUCCUGUGUGUCACCUGGUUGUCCAUUGCUCCACCAUUUGCUCAAUAUAACACUGACAUUAGACCUGAACUUAUCAUUGUUGAUUGUAAUGAGGGAUCAACCAUCGCCUUUUGGACUAUGUUGGGUUAUCUCUUUCUUCUGGCCACCAUCAGUUUCAUAGUGGCCUUCCUGGCCCGAAGACUUCCCGACAGCUUCAAUGAAGCCCAGUAUAUUACAUUCAGCAUGUUGGCCUUCCUCAGUGUCUGGAUAUCUUAUAUCCCAGCCUCCCUAAGUGCUCAGGGCAGGUACACAGUGGCUAUGGAGAUCUUUGCCAUCUUAGCAUCCAGUUGGGCUUUAGUCAUAUGUAUGUUUCUUCCUAAGUGCUUCUUCAUACUGCUCAGACCUGAGAUGAAUUCCCGGGAAAAUAUCAUGAGAAAAAACAAAACAAGCACCAUAUAUGUUUAA
Molecule: messenger RNA, 1695 nt
Organism: Hyla sarda
Lineage: Eukaryota; Metazoa; Chordata; Amphibia; Anura; Hylidae
Product: vomeronasal type-2 receptor 26-like
Exons: 5
Coding region: 1-1695 (564 amino acids)
Biological process (GO): G protein-coupled receptor signaling pathway
Cellular component (GO): membrane
Molecular function (GO): G protein-coupled receptor activity
Source: RefSeq, a predicted model, not a curated record